UCAUUUGUCAAGUCAACAUGUCAAAAAAGCUGCGCUUUAGCUUUUAGGUUAUGUUUAUUUUAUUCAUAAGGUUUUAUUAUUAGCAAGCGCCAAAAUAUAAGUUAUCAUGGGUCGCAAUAAAAAAAGGAAGAGUGAGAAAAACCAAAACAUCCACCAGAGUAAGGAAGACUUGGUAGUCACAGAAUCGAAUACACUAAGCGAUAGUGACGAAGAUACCAACAGGACACUUGCUAAAGAAGAAAGCAACGAAAUAUCUGAUGGUAAAAUUAUGAAAAGGCCACUGGAGCACGAAAGUGAAAAUUCAGACGUUGAAGAUGAACCUAAAAAACGUAAGAAAAAGAAAAAGACUCCAGCAGCAGAAGAGUCUGCAACAACAGGUAAAAAAAAUAAAAUUUCCAAAAGGCAAAUGAAAAAAGAAAAACAUGCUGCGAGACUUGCUUUAGAACAAGCACAGGUAAAGAACCAAACUAAGACCCAGUGUCUUAAUUAUUUAUCUCAAUGGAAACAUGACAGGCAGAACUGGAAGUUUAUGAAAGCAAGACAAGUAUGGCUUAAUAAAAACAAAUUUUCAACCCAGCUAAUACCAGAGGCUUCAUGGCCUAUAUUAUUAGAAUAUUUUGAGUCUGCUAAAGGUAACAUUAAAACCUUACUUCUGAAUGAUGCUAAUCAAAUCAUUAAACAAAUGGAUGAAUGGACAGAGUCACAAACCAAUAAAGAUGCUGAAUGUGACAAGGAACAGUCUGAAUCUACUGAACUAGUGAAACCUGACAAAACAGUUUAUAAUAGAGCAAGGAGUAUAAUACAAUGUUUACAGGAAUAAAAUGCUUAUUUAGUUUU
Molecule: messenger RNA, 837 nt
Organism: Maniola jurtina (meadow brown)
Lineage: Eukaryota; Metazoa; Arthropoda; Insecta; Lepidoptera; Nymphalidae
Exons: 1
Coding region: 107-820 (237 amino acids)
Source: RefSeq, a predicted model, not a curated record